This is a messenger RNA of Pyricularia grisea, 1641 nucleotides long. RefSeq lists its product as uncharacterized. The record is from RefSeq and is a predicted model, not a curated record. Gene Ontology annotation, molecular function: monooxygenase activity; iron ion binding; heme binding. The coding region runs from base 1 to 1641 and encodes 546 amino acids. NCBI's taxonomy places the organism in Eukaryota, Fungi, Ascomycota, Sordariomycetes, Magnaporthales, Pyriculariaceae. The transcript has 4 exons.
AUGAUAUCUCCAUCCGAGCUUCUUGAACAUUACCGUGUAAUGCGGCAGCCUCUUGCACCACUAGGGCUGUCAUGGUGGGAGACAAACCGAACAAUCUUAUCACAGCUAUGGAGGGAAUCUUCAAUUUCUGCUAGAAUUCUAACUCUAGUUACUGGCCUUUGCCUGUUGUCGAUCCUCUCACGGUUGGCCCGACCGCGCUCUCUGCGGCGCCUCGGGAUUCCCGGCGCUGUCCAACCUAGGUUCACCACCUGGAGUCUCGACUUCAAAAAAGUUCUAGAAGACAGCGCUAAAAAGUAUCCAAAUAGCCCGUUUUGUCUAAACGCGUUCGGCACCGAGUACGUAGUCUUACCGUCAAGGUGCUAUGACGAGGUCAAACGGCUUCCGGAGCAUCAGGCUUCUGCCUUUGCUUUUUUCAAGGAAGCUUUUCAUGGCUCCUGGACUGGUGCGGGAGUGCAAACGCCAGAAUUGGGCAGAACUAUUGCCGUGGAGCUCACUCGCGGUAUCCCAUCACUCGUACAUUGGAGACAAAAGGAUUGCGCAGAAGCUUUCAAGAUGUGCAUAGGAGAACCUUCAGAGUGGCGCGAGAUCAAACUCUUUGAAGCAAUCCAGCGGAUUGUAAUAUCCGUCAAUUCAAGUUCGUUUGUCGGAAGGGAACUUGGCACAGACCAAAACUGGCUUCGAGCCAUCUACAAUUUGCCGUUGCAGCUCGGUGUUCCCACCAUCAUCUUGGGUUACACCCCAUUCUUCCUCCGUCCUUUUGCUAAACCUUUUCUUUUCGCUCCACUCAACAUGACGCAAAGAAAAAUCAAGCGCAUGAUGAAGCCAGUUCUCGAGGAUGACGUCCGAGAAUAUGAGACCAGCGCCGACAAGAAGAACCUGCUCAGUCCCAAAGAGCAAGGCAAGGUGCAGCUCACUGGCUGGCUGCUUUCACGCUACAAGGGCAAGCUGGAUUUCCAAGUUCUCCUCCAGGACUUCAUCACCGUCUUGUUCGAAUCCACCCCCUCUACGGCUUCGACCCUGUUUCAUGUUGUAUGCGAACUUGCUGCAGAUCCGUCGCUUCAAGACAUGUUGCGACAAGAGUUGGAAGAGCAGACAGACCAUGGAAACCUGCCCCAGACUCAUCUCAACGAGUUGCGCAAGAUGGACAGUGUCAUGCGGGAGUCUGCUCGCGUCAGCCCUUUUAGCUACCUGGUUCUUUACCGCAAGCUUAUGAUACCUACCAAGCUUUCCAUGGGACUGGAGCUGCCAGCUGGUACAAACAUAUGUGUGGACGCUCAUCAUAUCAACAAUUCGCCGGAACUGUGGGACCGAGCACACGAGUUUGACGGGUUGAGACACUACAAGGCGCGCCAAAGGCCGCAAAAUGAGAACCGCUUCAAAUUCGCCAAUUUGGGAUCCGACGCCCCCAGCUGGGGCGAUGGACUUCAGGCUUGUCCUGGGCGCAUGUUUGCUGACAACACCAUCAAGAUCAUCUUGACACAUUUGUUGCUGAAUUAUGACGUGAAGUUGAGGCCGGGAGAGUCGAAACCUGAAAAGGGGGCCAUGCCCAACGGAUCCAUUGUGCCCGACGUGUGGGCAAAGGUUCUUUUCCGGUCGAGAGUAGGCUCUGACGUGCACGAGAAAAAACAAAAGUAUCCGUAG